Messenger RNA from Dendroctonus ponderosae (mountain pine beetle), 2624 nucleotides. RefSeq names its product anaphase-promoting complex subunit 2 (gene morula). The transcript has 9 exons. Lineage: Eukaryota; Metazoa; Arthropoda; Insecta; Coleoptera; Curculionidae. Gene Ontology annotation, cellular component: anaphase-promoting complex. Gene Ontology annotation, biological process: ubiquitin-dependent protein catabolic process. The coding region runs from base 258 to 2543 and encodes 761 amino acids. The record is from RefSeq and is a predicted model, not a curated record. Gene Ontology annotation, molecular function: ubiquitin protein ligase binding.
UGAUCUGUGCGUAUCUGUCUAUUUCUCUUUAUCUUUGGUGCGAAUAACCUACAAUAACACUAUUUUGGAUUUAGAUAAAUUUAGUUAAGAAACUGCAGUGUUUUUGCUCAAAAAGCUAACUAAUCUAAUCUAAAAAUCUACCCACAAAUCUGACUGUGACAGUGAGUGUGCGCCUUUCUACGCAGAUACCCCUUUUAUGAAAGUUUUCCAUUUAUAGCUUGUUUGAUGUUACAAGUUAAUCAAAAUUGCAAAGAGCAAUGGAUGAGUCCCCAGAUAGUAAAAAAGCAUGGGCUCUUUCACAGAAAAUAUUUCCAAUUUUAAACGACUUUAGUACAUGCAACCAAGAAGAUACUUUUUUUAAAUCCCAGUUUGAGGAACUGUGUAAUUAUAUGCAAGCGAAUGGCUUGCAAGAUUUCCUUCAACAACUUAUCAUUAACCAAGUGGAAAAACGAUUUCGCGAUGAAAUCGUUCCUGCAUUUUGGUCAUAUUUUCAGAAAUCGGAACUCCACAAUAAAGACCUUAAUCAGUUCUAUAAUGCAGUCAAAUCACUCUAUGACAAUUACAAAGAGAUGGAUAAAAUUACGUCUGGACUGGAGCUUUUUAGACAAUGUACACAUGUUACAAAAAUACCCUACAAUGAGAAAACCAUCAAUAAUGCUUUAAAGUUAAUUUUAAAAGCGACCGUCUUGGCCCAAUCGCCUCUGAAUUAUCAGGCUGUUACUCUGAGUUUUUAUGAGACAGCUUUAAGAAUCGAGGAUGUAGACAGCUAUCUUGGAUUUGAUUCUGGACAUUGUGCGGCUUGUGAUCAGGACAGUUGCAAUUGCUUGCAUUUAUUGCAGGAAACAAAUCGAAAGUUGAGUGAGAUGAACUUAUUGGAGCCUCUAGUUGGACAGACCUUCACGAAUUUGAGUCAUAAAUAUAUAUAUACACAUAUUCAAAAAAUGUGCAAAGAUAAUUAUGAUUCGUUUAUAACCAGAUUGGAAACGUGGUUACAUACAGUAGUAAUUGUUUGGUUGCGAAAAAUGUAUAGUUUUGACACAUCUAUUUGCUUAAAUGAAGCCAUGGAUACGUUUCAAACGAAACUAGUUAAUUACUUGUAUAAUAGUUAUACGAAAAUCAGGAUCAAUCAACUUUUUAAUAUUGUUAUAGAAUAUCCCGAAUCGCUACCCGCUUUGGAGGACAUCCGUUUAUGUUUACCGAGAACAGAUUUGAAGCCUUUGCUAAUGAAAAAAUUGCAAAGAGCCAUGGAAACUAGAUUAUUACAUCACGGCGUUAGCACGGCAGAUAUUCUUACGGCUUAUGUUGCUACGAUUAAAUCCCUGAAAGUUUUGGAUCCCACUGGUGUUCUUUUGGAAUCAGUCACAGAUCCUAUACAUCAAUAUUUAAGAGAGAGAGAAGACACAGUUAGAUGUGUAAUGAGCAGCUUAACCGAAGAAGGGCCUAAUGAUUUGGCUGAGGAAUUACAUAAAAGAGGAGCUGUUGAUGAAAAUAUAAAUGUUGAGGAUGGGGAUGAUGAUUGGGAAACAUGGACUCCGGACCCCAUUGAGGCCGCUGUUUCUCCAAAUCCUCCAAAAGAUGUAGGCAGUCGUCGUAACGUGGACAUCAUAUCCAUGCUAGUAGAUAUUUAUGGAAGCAAUGAACUAUUUGUCAAUGAGUAUAGGAAUCUUCUAGCCGAUCGGCUUUUAUCGCAGUACACAAGCGACACAGAGAAAGAAAUUCGCUACUUAGAACUGCUGAAACUGAAAUUUGGAGAUUCGAAUUUGCAUUUCUGCGAAGUAAUGCUGAAGGACGUAGUGGAUUCAAAGAGGAUCAAUCAAAGGAUCAAAGAAGACAGUGAAUACAGUGAAAGUAUUGUACCGCUUUCAACUUUGAUCGUUUCCCAACAGUUUUGGCCGCCAUUUAAAGAAGAGAAAUUAGAAUUGCACAGCAAGGUUGCUGAACAAAUUAAGCAAUUUACCGCCGGAUUUGAAACGUUGAAAGGCAGCAGGACUUUAUGCUGGAAGAACCAUUUAGGGGUUGUGAAUAUUGAAAUUGAGCUGAAUGAUAGAACGUUUAAUUUAUCAGUGUCACCUAUGCAGGCAACUAUUCUGAUGCACUUUCAAGACAAGGAUACGUGGCAACUUGAGGAAUUAAGCAACGUAAUGCAGUGCACAGCAAGUUUAUUACGACGUAAAAUAAGUUUCUGGAUUUCUCAUGGAAUUUUAUCGGAGACAAGUAUCGAUAUAUUUUCAGUUCAGAACGUUGAAAAUAAAAAUCUGGCAAAAGUCGUCUUCUGUGAUGAGGACUUUGAAGCCGAAUCCGCUAUGGCCAGUGUACAAGAUCAAAAAGACGAAGAAUUUCAGAACAUUUGGACAUAUAUUGUCGGAAUGUUGAAGAAUUUGGACAGUUUGCCAUUAGACAGAAUUCAUCAUAUGUUGAAAAUGUUUGCAUUUCAAGGACUGACAACAGAAUGCAGCCCGUCUGAACUAAAAGUUUUCUUAGAUAGAAAAGUCAGAAAACGACUCCUCAUUUUCUCAAACAACCUGUAUACACUUCCUAAAUGAUGAUAAGAACACCUAAAAAUAAUGAUAUUCAUCUCAGUACCACUAAAGGAUGUUAACAGUUCUACCGUAAAAUGAAAUUAU